Molecule: messenger RNA, 1284 nt
Organism: Striga hermonthica
Lineage: Eukaryota; Viridiplantae; Streptophyta; Magnoliopsida; Lamiales; Orobanchaceae
Source: the annotation of a GenBank genome assembly
AUGGGAAAUGAAGAUGGAACGGAACGCUGGGGAUAUGUUGAAGUUAGGGACCAGGUGAAUUUAUUUUGGUGGUAUUAUCGUAGUCCAAACAAGACUGAAGACUCAACAAAGCAAUGGCCCGUCAUCCUCUGGCUGCAGGGUGGACCUGGUGCAUCAGGGGUUGGAAAGGGAAAUUUUGAAGAAAUUGGACCCCUGAACGUAAAUUUGGAGCCUAGAAGCACAACAUGGCUGAACAAAGCUGAUCUCUUGUUUGUGGAUAGUCCAGCAGGGACAGGAUUUAGUUAUGUAAAUGAUUCAAGAUUGUUGGUGACAAGUGAUGAAGAGGCUGCAAUAGAUUUGACAAAGCUUUUGAUUCAUGUUUUUAAUGCUUGUGAGAGUCUACCGAUGAGUCCUCUCUAUAUUGUGGGAGAAUCUUAUGGAGGAAAACAUGCUGCUAUUCUUGCCUUAAAUCUUCUCUAUGAAAUUCAGAGUGGAAAUUUAAAAGCAACUUUUGGAGGACUUAUAUUGGGUUCCUCAUGGAUAUCACCAGCGGAUUUUACGUCUUCGUGGGGCCCUGUCCUGAAAUAUGUGUCUCGACUGGACGAAAAUGGCCUCCGCAGGACCAACAGUGUUGCCAAGCAAAUAACGCAGCAAGUUGAGGCUGGCGACUUUUUAAAUGCGACCACAACAUUUAAUCAUCUUGUAGAUGUCCUCGUAAACAACUCCUGGGGUGUGGACAUCUACAAUUUCAUGUUGGAUGAAUUGAACGACCCGUUAGUAAAUACAAACUCGAUGACCAAUCGAUACACCACAUUUUCGACUUCUUCUUCUUCUUCGAAUGUUUCUUCUUCUAACCUUACCAUAUUGAUGAAUGGUGUGAUAAGAGAGAAACUCAAGAUCAUACCACCCUAUGUUAAAUGGGAAUUCAGCUCGGAUCUGGUUUUCAACGCACUGGCUGGAGAAUUUAUGAAGCCAAGAAUUAACGAGGUUGAUUUACUGUUGGAAAAAGGAGUCCCCGUGACUAUAUACACUGGCCAGUUGGAUGUCAUUUGCUCACCCAAAGGAACCGAAACAUGGGUGAAAAAGCUCAAGUGGGAGGGGCUUCAGAAUUUCUUGAGCACGGAAAGGGUACCAAUAUUUUACACGUUAAAUGACCAGGGAAUUCUAUUUGGAUUCAAUAAAUCCUACAAAAGUUUGACAUUUUAUUGGAUUCUAGGAGCCGGUCACUUUGUACCGGCGGAAAGGCCUUUUGUAGCAAUGGAAAUGAUAGGAAAAGCAACCAACUCUCCAGCUCUAUCAUUCUAA